This is a messenger RNA of Kwoniella mangroviensis CBS 8507, 318 nucleotides long. RefSeq lists its product as uncharacterized. The coding region runs from base 1 to 318 and encodes 105 amino acids. Lineage: Eukaryota; Fungi; Basidiomycota; Tremellomycetes; Tremellales; Cryptococcaceae. The transcript is spliced from 3 exons. The record is from RefSeq and is a predicted model, not a curated record.
AUGAAGUUCUCAACAAUCUUCACUGCUGCUCUCCUCACCCUCUCCUUCGGAGCCAUCGCUGCCCCAGUCGAAGUCAUCGACCUCGAAGCUCGAGGUGGAUCUAGCUCCAAGCCUCCUACCGUUCCCCCUGGAUACAAAUUGGUCACUGUCGGCAACAUCUACAUAUUGACCGACAACAACGGUAACUUCGCUGGUGCAUUCUCCAAAGGUAACUACAACGGUGCUCAGGCAGGCUCCCAAAACACCGGUGCUGGUUCUACCAACAAGGGUAACACUAACUCUCAAAACAUCGGUGACACCGUCAUUCCUAGUUGGUAA